GCUGGCUCGCGCCGCGGUGGUAAUAGAGGUCGCGCACAGAUGCGGGUGAGCCUGGCGCGGGGAGGAGGCGGAGGAGGAAAGGAAGCUGCAUGCAUGAAACCUACAGACUCUUGCAAGCCGGAUGCCCUCUGUGGAUGAAAGAUGUAUCAUGGAAUGAACCCGAACCCUGGAGAUGGAUUUCUAGAGCAGCAGCCGCAGCAGCAGCUUCAGUCCCCCCAGAGACUUUUGGCCGUGAUCCUGUGGUUUCAGCUGGCGCUGUGCUUCGGCCCUGCACAGCUCACGGGGGGGUUUGAUGACCUGAAUGUGUGUGCCGACCCCGGCGUCCCCGACAAUGGCUUCCGGACCCCCAUCGGCGGUGUUUUCUUUGAAAGCUCUGUGACCUGGUAUCGCUGUCAAGACGGAUUCAAGCUGAAGGGCUCCCCAAAGAGACUGUGCAUAAAGCAUCUUAACGGGACCCUCGGCUGGAUCCCAAGCGACAAGCCCAUCUGUGUGCAAGAAGAUUGCCGUAUCCCUCAAAUUGAAGAUGCCGAGAUUCACAACAAGACCUACAGACACGGAGAGAAGUUACUCAUCACCUGUCACGAAGGAUUCAAGAUUCGUUACCCCGACCUGUACAACAUGGUUUCAUUGUGCCGUGAUGAUGGAACGUGGGGGAACCUGCCCAUCUGUCAAGGCUGCCUGAGACCACUGGCCUCUUCUAACGGCUACGUGAACAUCUCCGAGUUCCAGACCUCCUUCCCGGUGGGCACUGUGAUCUCCUAUCACUGCUUCCCCGGAUUUAAGCUUGAGGGGUCAGACUAUCUCGAGUGCUUACACAACCUGAUCUGGUCAUCCAGCCCACCCCGGUGCCUUGCUCUGGAAGCCCAAGUUUGUCCACUACCUCCAAUGGUGAGUCACGGUGAUUUCAUCUGCCACCCGCGGCCCUGUGAGCGGUACAACCACGGGACGGUGGUGGAGUUCUACUGCAAUCCCGGCUACAGCCUCACCAGUGACUACAAGUACAUCACCUGCCAGUACGGAGAGUGGUUUCCGUCCUACCAAGUCUACUGCAUCAAGUCGGAGCAAACGUGGCCCAGCACCCACGAGACCCUCCUGACCACGUGGAAGAUCGUGGCCUUCACUGCGACCAGCGUGCUGCUGGUGCUGCUGCUCGUCAUCCUGGCCAGGAUGUUCCAGACCAAGUUCAAAGCCCACUUCCCCCCCAGGGGCCCGCCCCGGAGCUCCAGCAGUGACCCCGACUUCGUGGUGGUGGACGGCGUGCCCGUCAUGCUCCCAACCUAUGACGAGGCCGUGAGUGGCGGGUUGAGUGCCUUAGGCCCCGGGUACCUGGCCGCCAUGGGCCAGGGCUGCCCCUUACCCGUGGACGACCAGAGCCCCCCAGCAUACCCUGGCUCAGCGGACCUGGACACAGGCCCAGGCGAGUCAGAAACCUGUGACAGCACCUCAGCCUCCUCCGAGCUGCUCCAGAGCCUGUAUUCACCACCCAGGGGCCCAGGGGGCACCCGGCCCUCCUCGGACACCCCUGACACGGGGGCCAACACGGGUGGGGAGGCGGCCUCCGCCAGCCCGGGCAUCGACAUCGCAGAUGAGAUCCCUCUGAUGGAAGAAGACCUUUAACCAGGCAGAAUGCGGGGGAGUCUACUAUCGCCUUGCAGACAGGAACCCGGUCGGUCCCUUGGAACGAGGUGACAGAGGACAGAGCCGGGGUGUUUUCCAAGUUAUCUACGUGGUGAUGGUGCCUGGCGUUGCGUAUCUCAGACUCUGAGGCGGGGCCAGCCUGCAGACUGCAGCGACGGGAGCCGCACAGACCGGAGGACCGGGGGACCGAAGGGGAAGGCCACCGCACGGGGAGCUUCCUGCUCCGGGGCGUGUCUCUGGGCACCCUGACCUGCAACAGUGCCUCCCAUAUCCCCCUGGUUAUGUUAUGAGUACUACCUGCCUCCUCGAAAGCAUGUCACAUUAUGUAAACUUGCUUCUGCAAUCUGCACCCAACUGUCUCUGGACCCCACACUGGCACGCCGGGGCCUGUGGGGAGAGUGCUGAGCUGCCAACCAGGCCGCCGAACCCACGGGCCCUCACAGGAGGGGGCAGGCUCCCUGAGCAAAGGUUCUCGUGGAACUUUCUGGAACAUCCUCCUGGAUCUGAACACCUCUACUAAAAGCAGGGCUAGAGCGGGAUAUGGCAGUCCCCACGGCAAAGGGAAGGAAAGGCUCAGGCCGACUGCUUUCUGGAGCUUUCUUCACAAAGCAGCGUUGCUGUACUCCAUGCUGUCCUUGCUGACGUAUCAUCAGUCUUUGUAUUCAUGGUCUGUGACCUGGGUCCAUGCAUUGGACAAUCCCUGUUACUGUUCAAACGGUCAGAAUGUGUGCAAAUACAUUAUCUCAUGGUGGAGAAGGGA
Echinops telfairi (small Madagascar hedgehog) is the source of this 2398-nucleotide messenger RNA. RefSeq names its product sushi domain containing 4 (gene SUSD4). The transcript has 9 exons. Bases 142 to 1617 code for a protein of 491 amino acids. The record is from RefSeq and is a predicted model, not a curated record. Gene Ontology annotation, biological process: negative regulation of complement activation, alternative pathway; negative regulation of complement activation, classical pathway. Lineage: Eukaryota; Metazoa; Chordata; Mammalia; Afrosoricida; Tenrecidae.